Drosophila navojoa is the source of this 3666-nucleotide messenger RNA. RefSeq names its product Nardilysin (gene Nrd1). NCBI's taxonomy places the organism in Eukaryota, Metazoa, Arthropoda, Insecta, Diptera, Drosophilidae. Gene Ontology annotation, biological process: proteolysis. Gene Ontology annotation, molecular function: metal ion binding; metalloendopeptidase activity. The record is from RefSeq and is a predicted model, not a curated record.
GAAAAAUCACUUGGCCGGUAAACACGCGGCAGACAGUGAGCUUGACGUAAAUUUAAUAAAACUACUAUUAACUUCAGCAGUUAAAGAGCAAUCCAUGAAUUUACUGUAAACGGAGAGUGAAUGCUUUGGGUACACCGUAGCAAUCGGUGUUUCAAAUUUUGCCUAUUACCAGUCAGAGCAUUGCCGUCGUCAGCGACAAUCACAACAAAUUUUCAGUGUCAUUUUAAAUUGUUACUGUCGUCGGACGGUCGAUUCGCGCGACACGCAGCUGAACUUAAUAGCAAACAAUUAAAACCAAUUUCGAGGAAUCAUAAUCGUGUACUAUAUACGAUGGCGGAGCAGGUUAUAUACUUGGACACUCCCGAUAAAUCGGAAAUGGAUAAGAAAUUAUACAAAUUAAUUCGUUUGCCCAAUGGAAUACGCGCUCUUAUUAUAUCGGAUCCGACUCCGAUGCCCCACGAUGGGUUCACUACUUCAGAGUCAUCGGUCGGCGAAGGAAGCGAGACGUCUGGAGAGACUGAGACCACGAACAGCUCAAGCGAGUACACAACGUCCACUUCGGGCAGCGGACACAGCACUUCGGAUUCCGAUAGCGAAGUGGGCGAUGAGAAACUGGCCGCCUGUGCGGUCCUCUUGGAUUACGGCUCAUUUUCCGAGCCUCGCGAUUAUCAGGGCUUGGCUCAUUUCUUGGAACACAUGAUAUUCAUGGGCUCCGAAAAGUAUCCCGAGGAGAAUAUGUUCGACGCACAUAUCAAGAAGUGCGGCGGCUUCACGAACGCCAUCACAGACUGCGAGGACACCGUUUUCUACUUCGAGGUGGCCGAGAAACAUUUGGACUCGAGUCUGGACUAUUUCACGGCCUUAAUGAAGCACCCACUGAUGAAGCAGGAGGCGAUGCAGCGCGAACGCUGCUCCGUUGAUUCGGAAUUCCAGCAGAUCGUGCAGGAGGAUGAGACAAGACGUGACCAGCUGCUGGCCAGCCUGGCCGCCUACGGCUAUCCCCACGGCACCUUCGCCUGGGGCAAUAUGAAGACUCUCAAGGAGAACGUCGAUGACCUGGAGCUGCACCAUAUGCUGCACGAAGUCAGACGCGAUCACUACGCUGCCAACCGGAUGUACUUGUGCGUGCAGGCACGCCUGCCCAUCGACGAGCUGGAGAGCAUGGUACUGCGCCACUUUGCCGACAUACCCAGCAAUGACGUCCCGUCGCCGGAUCUGUCCAUGUACGGCUACCAAAAUUGCUUUCGUCCCGAGUUCCAUAAGAAUGCUUUCUUCGUGAAGCCCGUGGAGAAUGUUAUCAAGCUGGAGCUGACCUGGGUACUGCCCUGCGUGCGCCAAUACUAUCGCAGCAAACCGGACCAGUUCCUUUCAUUCUUGCUCGGCUACGAGGGCAAAGGCAGCCUCUGCGCGUACCUGCGCCGUCGUCUGUGGGCCCUGGAGCUGGUCGCUGGCAUUGAUGAAAACGGGUUCGAUCUCAACUCCAUGUACAGCCUGUUCAAUUUGUGCAUCUAUCUAACCGAUGAGGGUUUCAAAAACUUGGACGAUGUCCUGGCGGCCACGUUUGCCUAUGUGAAAGUCAUUGCCCAGGCUGAUCCGAAGAUUCUACGCACUAUCUACGAGGAGCAGCAAGGCAUCGAGGAGAUUGGCUUUCGCUUUCAGCCACAGCGUCCGGCCAUGGACAAUGUGCAGCAGCUGGUGCUGAACUGCAAAUACUUUCCGCCCAAAGAUGUGCUCACCGGCAAGGAUCUGUACUACGAGUACAACGAGAAGGAUUUGGUCUAUAUGAUCGCCCAUCUGAACGAAUUUAAAUUUAAUCUAAUGCUGACUGCUAGAAAAUACGGGGAUUUGGUCUUCGAUAAGCGCGAACCGUGGUUUGGCACCGAAUACACCAGCAUCCCAAUGCCAGAGAAGUGGACACUUCUGUGGUUCAGUGCGGAUCCCAAAAAGAUGCCCGAACUCUUUCUGCCUGAAUCGAAUCGAUUUAUUACCAACAACUUUGACAUCUAUUGGCACCAGAUGGGCAAGCCCGUACUGCCAGAUUCGCCCAAGAAACUGCUGCACUCGGAGAUCUGUGAGCUCUGGUUCCGCGGUGAUGACAAAUUCGAGCUGCCCGAGGCGUACAUGUCCUUCUAUCUAAUUUCACCGUUGCCGCGCAAAAGUGCCCAAAAUGAUGCCAUGUGCGCCUUGUACGAAGAGCUAGUCAAGUUCCUCGUUAGCGAGGAGUUGUAUCCAGCCACCAGUGCUGGACUCAACUAUACCUUCAGCGUGGGCGAGAAGGGUCUCAUACUGCAAGUGCAUGGCUACAAUGAGAAGCUGCAUUUGCUUGUCGAGUCCAUUGCCGAGGCGAUGAUCAGAGUGCCAUCGAUGCUCAAUGACGAGAUGUUGGCCACCUUUGUGAAGGAUCAACGCAAGACCUACUUCAAUACGCUAAUCAAGCCACGUGCCCUAAACAGGGAUGUCCGCCUGUGCGUAGUGGAGCAUUUGCGCUGGCUAAUGAUCGACAAGUACAAAAGCCUUAACAAUAUUACACUAAAGGAUCUGCAGGAGUUCGCCACCCUCUUUCCACAGCAGCUGUAUGUGCAGGGCCUGGUGCAGGGCAACGUAACGGAGGAGCAGGCCCACAAUGUAAUGAACACGCUGUUGAGUCGCCUCGGCUGCGUGCAGAUUGAGGAGCACUACUAUGUGGAGGAUCGGACAGUGCAGUUGCCGCAGGGCGCACACUACAUACGCUGCCACGCGCUGAACGAGCAGGACACGAAUACUGUGAUCACGAACUACUAUCAGAUCGGGCCGAACAACGUGCGCUUGGAGUGCAUCUUGGAUCUGUUGAUGAUGUUCGUCGAGGAGCCGCUGUUCGAUCAGCUGCGCACCAAGGAACAGCUGGGCUACCAUGUCGGCGCGACGGUUCGCAUGAACUACGGCAUUGCCGGCUACUCCAUCAUGGUCAAUUCGCAGGAGACAAACACCACGGCCAGCCACGUGGAGAAGCGCAUCGAGGUGUUCCGCAACAAUAUGCUGCAGAUACUCGAGGAGAUGUCCCAGGAGGACUACGACCAUACGCGUGACUCCCUCAUCAAGCUGAAGCAGGUCGCCGACACGGCGCUGGCCUCCGAGGUGUCGCGCAACUGGAACGAGAUCAUCAAUGAGGAGUAUAUGUUCGACCGUCGCCGCCAGCAGGUCGAAGUGCUGCGCACUCUGACAAAACACGAAAUCGUCGCUUUCCUGCUGGACAACGAGAUCAGCAACAUGCGCAAGGUGUCCAUACAGGUGAUUGGCCAUGAGCUGGCCAAGUCGAAGAUGAAAUCGCUAGCCGAAACGAGCGCUCUUGCUAAGCGUACGCUAAGUGAGACAAAGUCCAUCAAUGAGGACGAUGCUGACGAAGAUGUUGAGAUGGAAAGCAGCGCGGAAGAGGGGGACGAGGAGCAGGACGAGGAUGAACUCUUCCAGGCGCUAGCCGACAAACUGAACGUUGUCUUUCUGCCCGAAGAGGGCGAUGCCACCACCAUUGUGGACAUUGCUGAAUUCAAGUCGAAUCUGGAUCUAUACCCCAUGAAUCUGGCCAAUACCGAGAAUGCCAGCACCAAUCCAGCGCUGAUCGAGGACAUAAUGAUGUCAUGAACACAACACACGGACACACCUGAAGGUGACCACAUAGAAAACUAACAA